AUGGAGAUAGAGAUGGAGAUGGACACGGAGAUGGAGGCCGAGGUGGAGAUGGAGACGGAUCCCAAUCCCAAUCCUAAUACUUCCCCCUCGGCCGCCGACGACGCCACCGCCACCGCCACCGCCUCAGGCGAGGCCAAGGCCUGCGCCGACUGCCACACCACCAAGACGCCGCUCUGGCGCGGAGGACCCGAGGGACCCAAGUCGCUCUGCAACGCCUGCGGCAUCCGCUACCGCAAGAGGAGGAGGCAGGCGCUCGGUCUCGACGCCGUCGCUGACUCACAGCAAGAUCAGCAGCAGCCAAAGAAGAAGGCCACCGCCGAUCCGCAGCAGCAGGAUCAGCAUCACCUGAGAAAGAAGACAGCCGCGGCCGCCGAUCCACAGCAGGAUCAGCAUCAGCUGAGAAAGAAGGCAGCUGCCGCUGCCACCGAUCCACAGCAGCAGGAUAGAAAGAAGGUCGCCGCCGCCGCCAGCAGCACCAACAAGAAAGACAAAGACAAGGAGGACAGCAAGAAGAAGAAGGAUCAGCAAGUCACCGUGGAGCUCCGCGUGGUGGGGUUCGGCAAGGAGGUGAUGCUCAAGCAGCGCCGCCGGAUGCGCCGCAAGAAGUGCAUGAGCGAGGAGGAGAGGGCCGCCGCCCUCCUUAUGGCGCUCUCAUCGGGCGUCAUCUACGCCUCAUGA
Messenger RNA from Miscanthus lutarioriparius, 678 nucleotides. The record is from the annotation of a GenBank genome assembly. NCBI's taxonomy places the organism in Eukaryota, Viridiplantae, Streptophyta, Magnoliopsida, Poales, Poaceae.